GGCCAAAAAAACGCUGAUUUUAAUUGCAAAAAGUGAAAAAAAAACCAUGACGAGAGCAAAAAGUUUGAGAUCCUUUGGGUGUUCCCCUAUCUGAACUUCACCGAUCAACGACCUCACCAACCACCGCUCCAGAAUAAACCCAGAAGAAGACAAAAAAGAUGGGUGAAUCUCCUGAUCUCAUAAGCGAUCUGCCUCAGAGCAUACUCGAGAACAUCCUCACUCGCCUCUCCAUCAGAGACGCGAUCAGAACAAGCGUCCUAUCCACCAAAUGGAGAUACAAAUGGUCAACACUAACCGACCUCGCCUUCGACGAGAAAUGCGUCUCCCCCUCAACCGACCGGGCCCUUGUCGAGACCAAUCUCGUGAGAUUCAUUACCGGUGUCCUCCUCCUCCACCAAGGACCCAUCCACAAGUUCCACCUCUCCACCUCCUUCCUCCAAUGCCGCCCCGACAUCGACCAGUGGCUCCUCUUCCUCUCCAGGAACGGGAUCAAGGAGCUUGUCCUCGAGCUAGGAGAAGGAGAGUUCAGAGUCCCUUCUUGUCUCUUCAAGUGUUUGAAACUCACGCGUCUGGAGCUCUGCCACUGCGAGUUCGACCCGCCAAAGUCUUUCAACGGGUUCUCCUCUCUCAAGUCUCUUAACCUCCACCAGAUCCUAGUCUCCCCCGAGGCCAUUGAGAGUUUGAUCUCCGGGUGUCCGCUUCUCGAGUUCUUGUCUUUGUCUUACUUCGACAGCUUGGUCCUGAGCAUAUCGGCUCCGAAUCUCAUGUACUUGUAUCUGGACGGCGAGUUCAAGGACAUUUUCCUGGAGAACACGCCGAAGCUGGUGGCGAUAUCGGUUUCGAUGUAUAUGCAUGAGGAUGUUGCUGAUUUUGAGCAGAGUUCGGAUUAUAACCUCGUUAAGUUCCUUGGCGGUGUGCCUCUUCUUGAAAAGCUUGUUGGUUACAUCUACUUCACUAAGUAUUUGAGCAUAGGAGAUGACCCGGGAAGGCUUCCAAUUACUUACAUUCAUCUCAAGACAAUAGAACUAUACCAAGUGAGUUUUGAAGAUGCCAAUGAGGUACUAGUUCUUCUACGUUUGGUCACUCACUCACCUAACCUUAAAGAGCUCAAAGUUUCGGCUUCACCGAUCCAACUGUUUCCUCUGGAAGAAGAAAGUUUCGACCUUUUCGAAAGAGACUACUUCGAGUACAAACUCCCGAGGCUUGAAACGGUGAGGAUGACAGACGUCUCUGGGAUAAGGAACGAGUUGGAGUUUAUGAGAUUCUUGAUGGGGACUUCUCCGGUUCUGGAGACGGUCAUUGUAACAUCGAGUUUGUCAGAUAAAGAUGCGAGGAUGGAGAUGGUCGUGGAACUGCUCAGGUUCCCGCGUGUUUCUCCGCGAGCUCAGUUACUCUUCCUUCAAGAUUGAGUCUGUUGUGUAUGUUCGUUCGUUUGCCCAAGAAAGGGUUUUGAUAAUAAUUGAUGGACGUGAAGUUUUAAUGUAGUCUGACAAAGAGUUAAUAAUGGUUGCGGAGACUUUGUAAAGAUUAAACAUCAAAUCAUAAUAAUAGCAAGAAAUUCAAACUUCAUU
This is a messenger RNA of Brassica oleracea var. oleracea, 1571 nucleotides long. RefSeq names its product F-box/FBD/LRR-repeat protein At1g13570. Bases 159 to 1409 code for a protein of 416 amino acids. The transcript has 4 exons. NCBI's taxonomy places the organism in Eukaryota, Viridiplantae, Streptophyta, Magnoliopsida, Brassicales, Brassicaceae. The record is from RefSeq and is a predicted model, not a curated record. Gene Ontology annotation, molecular function: protein binding.